This is a messenger RNA of Peromyscus eremicus (cactus mouse), 1830 nucleotides long. RefSeq names its product GDP-D-glucose phosphorylase 1 (gene Gdpgp1). Gene Ontology annotation, molecular function: GDP-D-glucose phosphorylase activity. The record is from RefSeq and is a predicted model, not a curated record. The transcript is spliced from 3 exons. Gene Ontology annotation, biological process: glucose metabolic process. The coding region runs from base 532 to 1689 and encodes 385 amino acids. Gene Ontology annotation, cellular component: cytoplasm. Lineage: Eukaryota; Metazoa; Chordata; Mammalia; Rodentia; Cricetidae.
CUUUCUCACUUCCGUCCUCGGGGCCGCGUCCCCGCCCCGUCCCCACAGCAACCGCUGCCCGGACUCCGCCCCCGGGCCCGCCCCUGCGUACAGUGCCCUGGCACCCUUGGCACGGCUCAGCGGGCCAGCUCCCGGCUCCCCGCGGGCCCAGGAGGGCUGGAGGCAGGGCCCGGGGAGGAGCCGGACGCGCCGGGGCGGGGCCCAGGCCUCAUGGCCCCGCCUCCUGGUGGGCGGGGCGGGGCGCGCCGCGCGCACGUGGUGCAGACUGCGCCUGCGUCCGGAAUACCACGCCCCUCGCUGUGUUUCGAGAUGCGUCUGCGCGCAGAGCCUUGAGAUGCAUCCGCCUCGUCUAAAGCAGGUGUUGGACACCUCAGUCCUGGGAGGAGAUCCAGUUUCAGUGAUGUUUCCGGACUCGGGCGUUUAGAGGUCGGUCCUGUCCACCCAUCCCCACUGCUGUUUUAUCGUCACAGCCGACAUGCCUCCUUUGACCCAAAGUGCAAGCUUCCAGCUGUAGAGCCCAAGGUGGCCUUCAUGGCUGUUCCACAUGAUUCACAGGAAACUUCCUAUCUGCUCCCUCCAAACCCUGAGGACUGGGAGGGACGAGACAUCCCAGACUUUGUUUAUGGACAGAAGGACCUCGUAGGGAAGGGAAUUCAGUGGCCAAGGAAUGCACCCAGCACCCUGGAUGAACUGCCACGGUCCCGCUUCGACUCUGCCCUCUGCUCUGCGUGGAUACAGCGAGUAGAACUGGGCCUGUUUCGAUACCGCCUAGAAGAUCUGCAGACCCAAAUCCUCCCUGGUUCCGUGGGGUUUGUAGCUCAGCUGAAUAUAGAGCGAGGAGUACAGAGGAGGCGCCCUCAGAAUAUCAGAAGUGUAAGGCAGGAGUUUGACCCUGAACAGUUUAACUUCAAUAAAAUCCGACCUGGAGAAGUCCUUUUCCGUUUGCAACGGGAGCGUAACGGUCCCGCUGCCCCAAAGCAAGAGGACAUCCUCGUGGUGAUCAACGUCAGCCCCCUGGAGUGGGGCCAUGUGCUGCUGGUGCCUGAGCCCGCUCGUGGGCUCCCCCAGCGCCUGCUGCCCGGGGUGCUGCGGGCGGGCCUUGAAGCUGUGCUCCUGAGCUUUCACCCGGGCUUCCGAGUAGGCUUCAACAGCCUGGGGGCUUUGGCCUCUGUGAACCACCUGCACCUGCAUGGCUACUACCUGGCCCACCCACUGCCUGUGGAGGGCGCCCCAAGCACACCUCUGGAUCCAAAGGGCUGUAUACAUCUGCUGCAGUCGCUCCCCGCUCCUGGCUUCCUCUUCUACGCCAGUGGGCCAGGGCCUGACUUGGAAGCCUUGAUUAGCAGGGUAUGCCGGGCCACUGACUAUCUGAGUGACCACGAGAUUGCACAUAACUUAUUUGUGACCCGGGGAGCUCCGCCUGGGCAGGCAUCCUCUUCCUCAGGCCUGACUGGGAUCCGAGUCAUUCUGUGGGCCCGGAAGUCCAGCUUCGGAAUUAAGGAAAGCGGGGCUUUCAACGUUGCACUCUGUGAGCUGGCUGGCCACCUACCGGUUAAAACAUCCCAGGACUUCGGCAGCUUGACAGAGGCAGCUGCGGUGGCCCUCAUUCAGGACUGUCUGCUGCCCCAAACUCAGGCAGAGGAGGUGCAGGCAGCGCUGGUGGCCCUGGUGGCCCAGGAAGAGCUGUGAUUCUUCAGUUCUUUCUUUACUGAUGCGAGACCCUUUCCAAAGACUUAAUCACUGGCGUCUGGGCAUUUCAUGACUACCUUCCCACCUCUCAGCUUGAGGAGUAUAGAGAAAGCACUGAAUGAAUGUAUUCUCGUGAAGGUU